Messenger RNA from Mugil cephalus (flathead mullet), 942 nucleotides. It is a transcript of the gene cby1, whose product is annotated as chibby homolog 1 (Drosophila). Bases 198 to 575 code for a protein of 125 amino acids. The record is from RefSeq and is a predicted model, not a curated record. NCBI's taxonomy places the organism in Eukaryota, Metazoa, Chordata, Actinopteri, Mugiliformes, Mugilidae. The transcript is spliced from 5 exons.
GGAACUUUCACACUUGCGCAGUAGCAAGCAUGUUUGGAGAGAGAAAUUUUCAACCUCGGCGUUGAGUAUUAAAAAAAUAGUCUUUAUGGAGGUAAAUAUACUAGCCACAUAUUUCCAGAGAUAUUGCAACUACUAAUCCGUCUGAGAAGCUGUCGAAACUUUCAAUUAACUGUCAGGAUCUUAAAAAGUCGCUGAAGAUGCCGCUCUUUGGAAACACAUUCAGUCCUAAGAAGACUCCUCCUCGUAAAUCUGCAUCUCUUUCCAGCCUUCACACGUUGGAUCGUUCAACAAGAGAAUUAGAACUGGGCCUUGAUUAUGGACCUCCUAUGAUGAACAUUGGAGGCCAGAGCUGGAAAUUUGAAGAAGGACAGUGGAUAACGGAAACAAAUGGAAAUCCAUCUGGAAGAGAAUUGCAGCGGCUUAAGAAGAGAAAUAUCCAGCUGGAGGAGGAGAAUAAUCUGUUAAAACUGAAGAUUGAAGUUCUCCUGGACAUGCUGACGGAAACUACAGUAGAGUACCAUCUGAUAGAGAAAGAAGUGGAAGACAUAAAGACUCAACAUCGAAGAAAAAAAUGACAAAUUUCAUCUGAUGCCUCCAUCCUAAAAAGUGUGGAAAUAUCUUUUUGUAUAAGGAUUUGUUAAUGUAAAAAAAAACAAAUAAAAAAAAAAAUGUUUCAAGAUAAAAUAGGACCUCACACUUUUUUUCAGACAAUGAUGACCUCUUAUGUUAGAGGUCGCAGCCUUUAAAAAAUAGAUAAAGGUGAAAUAGAUUCAUUGCUUUUUGGAGAUUUGACCAAAAUUUUGAAUCAACCGUGAGCACCUUUGUUCAGCCUUUUAUCUGUAGCUUACAUAUAAAUGUCACGUAAAAACUGACAUUGUCUUUUAUUUAUUAUCUUUUCUAUUUUCUGUUAUUCUGCUGGAAAAUAAAGUUGGUUGUAUGAAA